Botrytis sinoallii is the source of this 1446-nucleotide messenger RNA. RefSeq lists its product as uncharacterized. NCBI's taxonomy places the organism in Eukaryota, Fungi, Ascomycota, Leotiomycetes, Helotiales, Sclerotiniaceae. Gene Ontology annotation, molecular function: zinc ion binding; DNA-binding transcription factor activity, RNA polymerase II-specific. Gene Ontology annotation, biological process: regulation of DNA-templated transcription. The coding region runs from base 1 to 1446 and encodes 481 amino acids. The record is from RefSeq and is a predicted model, not a curated record. The transcript has a single exon.
AUGUACGGCACCCUCUCUUUUGGCAACGGAAGCAAGAGUAAGAGAUCCUCGGCCGAGUUCCAUACAUUCUCAGCGUUCCACAGGAGACGGCUGAGACAGCCAGCGUGUGACGAAUGCAGAACAGCUCGUGUCAAGUGUCGAUGGGAACCCGACAGGGAGAACUUGAAGUGUGCCCGUUGCCAAGGUAGCAGUAGGGCGUGCACAUACAACUCGGCGAGCUGCCGGUCCCGAAACUCACAUUCUGGGAAACCGACAGAACCUAGGGAAAGAACGCGCACCGCCAGCGUCACAGUUGAAGGUAACGAAGAUGAGAACAGGAGCGGGAAUGGGAACGGGAAGGGCAGCUCGUUGGUGCCGUCAAUCCCGGAGUCAGCAUCGAGUCCGAGUCCGAGCCCGAGUCCGCCUUCGAUCCCGCAAGGCCCGCCAGUACCACAAGACACGCAUACGAGGUGGUGGGAGUCUCAAUUUGAGCCCUUGGAUCUGUUUUUCGACCCAGACCCAGCCACAGACAAAGCCAUCGACGGAUCUCCAAAUCUUGUGCCUCCAAAUCGAGUUGAUGUGGAUGUUUCGUCAGCUUCUAUGAACGACAACGACGGAGUACUGCACCUCCCCGACCUAGAGUUGGCUUCGAAGAGUGUUGAACACAAUGCUCCUCACUGCUACGACUUCUCAGCUCCCGGCAACGAAUUGCGGCCAAACUUCUCUUUACCAACGCCGUCCCUGUCAUCGACGCGCACGCCCUCGCCCACGCCCAGCUUAGUUUGGAGCACGAUGAUUCGGCAUGCUGAACACCAAAAACGUCCAAGUCUGUCUUCAGACGUGCAAAUCGAUCCUCCCGCAACUCCGCAGCCCAAGCAUCACACUCAGGAUGGCACCACUCAACCUUUAUUAAGGGCUGGGUUUUCCGACCUUAUAGACGUAAUGAGAUUCGCGAAAAACCCGUCUUCACCCGCAUCAGCGACAUUGACUCCGAGCGCCUGCACAUGUCUCCAGGACUUGACUGCAACCUUGUUCAGUCUUCGAAGGCGGCCAGAAAAAGCGCAGGUCGACCAGUUCCUGCUCCUCUUCACGCAGGCCAUGUGCAAAUGGGAGGCAGUAGAGACGUGCACGUCGGCACGUCAUAUCUCUCAGAGCCUUGCGCUUCUCAUGCUGAUGAAUAUUCAAGAGUUGGUUGCACUGCUUCUCGACGCUUCCUCAUCGGUCAACGCCGCGGAUAGUCCAUCCGGAGGGCGGGACUCCAUCCUAGCGAUCAACAUAGGGACGUUCACUGUGGAGGAUGGGGCAGAUCAGAGAAUCAUUGCCCAGAUGCUUUUGGCAGUGAGGAUGAAGGAGCUAUACUCGUUCAUCACGAGGAUGAGCGCUCAGAUGAAGCUUGCGGGCUUCGAUGAUAUUUGUAUGGACUACCACCACCAGACAGAGAUCGUGAGGAGAGCGGUUACCUCAUAG